AUGGAUGAUAAGAAGAAAAAAGAAGUAGGGGGAGAAGAGGAGCCGAUAUUUAAAAAAAUGACUGGAAAAAAUAAUAAUAAAGAUCAACUGGAUCCAAUGGAUUGUCAAAAUAUUCUUUGCGAAAAAAGUAAUUCGAUUGAUUUUAAUUUUAUCGAUAAUAAUUGUUUUAUUGAUAACGCAUCUAUCGAAACGGCAUCCAUUGAUAACAAUUUUUGUCAGGAUAGUUUAUCCGUUGAUAAUUCAUCAUUAAACGUAUCAAUGGAUUUACACGAGGCUUCUGAAAGCAUAUUAGAUUUGCAAGAAAUAACACAAAGUAUUUUAGACUUAGAAGAAACCCAAACCUCGAGGAACAAUUCAGAAUACGGAACAAGUACCGAAUUACAGGGAAUAACCCAAGUACCAUCAUCACCUCCUCCUUCCUACGAACAUGUACUGGCGGAGGCAACAACAGCGUGUUCCGUUCAAGACGAUACGAAUUUAACUGAAUCCGAAGUACCUGAUUCAUCGACUCCAUCCACGCCACCGGAACCGAAAAAAGGAAUCGAAAUUAUACACAAGACUCAUAAAGAAUUUUACAGGGCCGUUGCUAAACAAUGGGGAAUCACGUGUAAAAUGAGCGAUCAUUGUCGAUGUUUAGACUGUCAGAGCAUGUAUUUCGAUUGCGAAUACGAUUAUAACGAACAAGAAAAAACCGAUGGAGGCUUAGGUGCGGGUACUCCAAUGUUUAUAUCCGAAGUAAUGCACGGGACUGCGUGUACGCUCCUGUGA
Molecule: messenger RNA, 768 nt
Organism: Pediculus humanus corporis (human body louse)
Lineage: Eukaryota; Metazoa; Arthropoda; Insecta; Psocodea; Pediculidae
Exons: 4
Coding region: 1-768 (255 amino acids)
Source: RefSeq, a predicted model, not a curated record